Lottia gigantea (owl limpet) is the source of this 1686-nucleotide messenger RNA. RefSeq lists its product as hypothetical. The record is from RefSeq and is a predicted model, not a curated record. Bases 1 to 1686 code for a protein of 561 amino acids. The transcript is spliced from 17 exons. Gene Ontology annotation, molecular function: protein binding. Gene Ontology annotation, cellular component: Golgi apparatus; membrane. Gene Ontology annotation, biological process: post-Golgi vesicle-mediated transport. Lineage: Eukaryota; Metazoa; Mollusca; Gastropoda; Lottiidae.
AUGCUUUGGUCACGGCAGUGGCUAUUUACCACUGGCGUGACGUCAGGAAAGAUACAGUUAUUGAUAGUGUUUGACUACGUAGUACGCAGUCUAGGUAAUCUUUGUAUUGACAAGACAAAAUUCCGCUUCCCAAAUAUCUUUUUGGUUUAUGACAUUGUUGCUUUGUUUUCCUAUUUACAAAUAUUUCAUCCACCUGGGAGGUUAUUUCUUGGAAACGGCAACAGUUCCAAGGAUUAUGGAAGUACAUAUCAAAAAGAAACAUUCCCAAGUGAUGCAGUUAUAACAUUCUUUUUUGUGUCUCCUGCUAACUAUAAAAAUGCUAUAUUUGUUGAUUACCACAAUAAAACAUUGCAUAUCACAACUGAUGAAUUAAAAACAACAAAUAAAGUGGUAGUUGAUUUUGAAAUAGAUAAACUUGUUCUACAUCCUACUAUAGCUGAUUGGGUUUUAGCUUAUAGUUUUUUAUCUAGAGAGUUAAGAUAUUCUAAAGACUUUGGCAAGACAUGGAAUCUUCUACAUACAGGAGUGUCUCCAAAAUUUUAUUGGUAUAUCCCUGGUGUAGACACUGAUAAUUCAACAGUUCAUUUAGAAAUCUUAAGUUCCAGUGGAGAUAGUGCCCACUAUAAGAAAUGUGCACUGGAGAAAUGUAGUGCUACAGAUACCACUGAUAGAAAAUUGGGAAGUUUUCAACCAAUAAGCUUACUCAUUAUCAAUCAAUAUGUAUUUGUAGAGAAACUGAAAAAAGAGAAGAGUGAAAUGUAUGUAUCAUAUAAAAGAAAUGAUUUUAAAAAGGCUUAUUUUCCACCAAAUACAUUGCCUAAGCAUUUUUUGAUAAUGAAUGCUGAUGAAGAUCAGGUAUUUGUUGGUGUAACUAAUACUGAUGGUGUAACAUUGUAUUUGUCUGAUACAACAGGACAAUACUAUGUACCUACUUUAACAGACUUACUUUAUGUGGUACGAGGAAUUCCUUGGAUUGAUUUCCAUGAGGUAAAAUCAUUGAAAGGAAUCUAUCUAGCCAAUCAAAGAUCAAUAACAGAAAAUAGUCGAGUUAGAAUAGAAGUAAAAACAUUGAUAUCGUUUGAUAAAGGUGGUAUGUGGUCUGUUAUACCUGUACCUGUAGGGGAAACUUCUAAAUGUAAACAAGCUACAGAUUGUUCCCUACAUCUUCAUCUAGAUUUAGGUAGUUUAGCAGCACCAGGUAUACUAUCAGAAUCGAAAGCUCCUGGAUUAGUAUUAGCUCAUGGUAAUGUUGGUGAUAAGUUAGAUCCAAACAAUACCUAUGUCUAUGUUAGUCGAAAUGGUGGUGUUACUUGGAAAAAUGCUGGGUUACCAAGUGGAAUGUAUAGAUUUAAUAUUUUAGAUCAGGGUAGUAUAUUGACAGCUGUUAAAGAAGCUACAUAUGGUGUCACCAAUAUUAUCUAUUACUCAUAUGAUCAAGGAAAUAAUUGGCAAAAUUUUAAGUUUUCGGACAAAGUGCUACAAGUAGAUGGUGCAUUGAAUGAACCAGAGAUCAACUCCUUAUCUUUAAGUAUUUAUGGUCAUACAUCAGGAACCACAGCAUGGACUUUAGCAACUAUUAAGUUUGAGCAAGUACUACCUAGUAAAUGUAAAAAAGAAGACUAUGAAAUUUGGAUGCCAGGUGAUCAUACGCAGUUUAUUUUAUUAUUUGAAUUAAAACUUUGUUAA